UUCCCAUCAAGAAACAAAUAUACUCUUCCUCAUUUCCUCACCGAAGGUACAGUUCGGGCGACCGCCGGCAAUCCGUCCGUUGUCAUUCCCUACGGAGACGUAGUUCCCUUUUCACCCAAGGUAUACUAAUUGAAGUUUUCAGACGUCAUUGCCUCUGCUUCUCUGGGGCUGUGGCUGUAGCUGCAAUUCUGCAAACCGUAAUUGCCAUGAAGGUUGCUGGAUUGAACAAGCAGAAAGACAAUUUUUCACGUUUCUUCGUGAUAUUCUAUGUCUAGCACCAUUUCCAGGAAGAAUAUAUUACUUGCAACGGUAAACCAAGCCACUUCCCAUGUUAUAUUUAGAAAUUACCUUUGCUGUUUUUCUGCCUUCUGUAGUCACUCUCUGGUGAGGCAGUACCAUUUCAUUCGAGAAAGGGAUUUUGAUCAGGGACAAGAAUGCAUAGAUUUGAAAAGAGAUUUCGAUUUUCAUCUUCUUAUGCAUAAAAUUAAUGGUGUAAACAGUGAAGAUGAGGUUUUUCAGGUUCUCAUGCAAGACCCUGCUUGUGAUGCUACAAAGAUAACUGAUGAACUUAUUAAUAGGCUGCUGCACAGGUUAAAGGAUGAUUGGAAGUCUGCAUUGGGUGUUUUCAGAUGGGCAGAAUUACAUCGAGGCUAUAAGCCCUUGCCAAAUUUAUAUGAUAAAGUGGUGGACACAUUGGGAAGAAUGAAACAGAUGGAAAAGAUGUGUGCUUUUGUAGAUGAAAUGAACAUGGCUCAUCUUGUCUCGCUUAGUACCAUAGCAAAGGUUAUGAGAAGAUUUGCUGGUGCAGGAGAGUGGGAAGAUGCUGUAAGGAUAUUUGAUGAGUUGGAAAAGUUCGGGUUGCAGAAGAAUACAGAAUCCAUGAAUUUGUUAUUUGACACACUUUGCAAAGAGAAAAAAGUUGGGCAGGCUCGGGAAAUUUUCUUGAAGCUUAAAUCGCACAUCCCCCCAGAUGCUCGUACUUUUAACAUAUUUAUUCAUGGUUGGUGCAAAAUUAAUAGGGUCGAAGAGGCACACUGGACAAUUGAAGAGAUGAAAGGUCAUGGUUUUCGGCCCACUGUUAUCAGCUACUCAACCAUUAUUCAGUUCUACUGCCAUCAAUUUAACUUCAGUAGGGUGUAUGAGCUGCUUGAUGAAAUGAAAGAUCAAAAGUGCACCCCAAAUGUUGUGACUUUCACCACAAUCAUGCAUUCAUUAACGAAGUCUGGGGCACUUGAGGAAUCCUUGCGGAUAAUUGAUAGAAUGAAAUCUGUUGGAUGUAAAGCUGAUACACUGUUCUACAAUGCUUUUCUUUAUACUUUAGGCAGGGCUGGACGAAUUAGUGAUGCUAUUCAUGUUUUCAAGGUAGAAAUGCCCCAGAUGGGGGGCCCAAGUACAUCAACGUACAAUACAAUGAUUUCAAUGCUUUGUCAGCAGGAACGAGAAGAAUUGGCGUUGGAGUUUCUCAGGGAUAUGGAAAAGUCGACUUAUUGUAAGCCUGAAGUGCAGACAUAUUUUCCUCUGCUCAAGGCAUGCUUUAAAGGUGGAAACAAAGAUGAUCGCUUGAGUAUGCUGCUGGAUGAGAUGUCUAGCAAGCAUCAUCUGAGUUUUGAUUUGUCAACUUAUGCACUUCUGGUCCAUGGGCUGUGCAAAGUAAAUAAACCUGAAGAGGCAUAUAAUUACUUCACGAAAAUGAUAGCUCAAGACAUAACCCCUCGAUAUGUUACCUGUCGCUUGCUCCUGGAUGAACUUAGACAAAACAAGCAUGAUGCUGCUACAAGGGUUGAAGACUUCAUGAAGAAAAUGAAAUCCUCUUGACCAUCAACAUUUCUUGGUAUUGUGCUUUUAUGCCCUCAAUUAACUAGCUAACACUCGUACCAUAUAAAUCCACACAA
Messenger RNA from Coffea arabica (coffee), 1892 nucleotides. Its product is annotated as pentatricopeptide repeat-containing protein At3g04130, mitochondrial-like. Gene Ontology annotation, molecular function: mRNA binding; protein binding. NCBI's taxonomy places the organism in Eukaryota, Viridiplantae, Streptophyta, Magnoliopsida, Gentianales, Rubiaceae. The record is from RefSeq and is a predicted model, not a curated record.